AUGGUUAGACUUGGUGAUGAGUCAUCGGCAGCGGCGGCGGAAAGAGGCGGUGGCGGUGGCGGUGGUGGUGGCGGUGGGGCAGUAGUAGUAGUGAAACCAGGAUGGCUUGAAGGGUUAACUCGGGAGAGAUUCUUUGAAGGGUGCGAAAGCCACCGGCAGAGGAGGAAGAACGAGAAGAACAUCUUCUGUCUUCACUGUUGCCUCAGCUUUUGCCUUCACUGCCUCCCUUCUCAUCCUUCCAAUCAUCAUCCCCUUCUUCAGGUGAGGCGUUAUGUUUACCAUGAUGUUGUGAGAUUUGACGAUCUGGAGAAGCUGAUUGACUGCUCUUAUAUUCAGAAUUACACAAUUAAUGGUGCGAAAGUGAUAUUCUUAAAUGAGAGAGCACAGUCAAUUAGGUCGUCAAAUUCUUCGUCGUCUUCUUCUUCGAAAGGGUCUGGCAACUUUUGCCUCACCUGUUGCAGAAUCCUACAGGAGCCAUACCUCUUCUGUUCUCUUUCAUGCAAGGUGGAUUAUAUGGUGUACCAAGGGGAAGACUUAUUGAACAUGAUAUGUCGUUUUGAUGCAUCCGACAUGGCAUUCUCCCAAUUCGAGGCUCUUCGGAUGAACGGAGAUCAACAUGAAGUCAUUAAUCCAAUUACCUUCGAGAAAGAAGAAGAAGAAAUGAUGAUAUGUAACGAUGAUGAUGAUAUCGAUGAUCAUCAUCAUAAAGGAAAAGGGAAAAAGAAGAGCAAGGCCGCCGCUGGGGGGAGAAGAGGCUUCCUAUCUGGAAUUGUUCUCCCGUUAAGUAAUCGGAGAAAAGGGGCACCUCAUAGGUCUCCUCUUUCCUAA
Molecule: messenger RNA, 828 nt
Organism: Impatiens glandulifera
Lineage: Eukaryota; Viridiplantae; Streptophyta; Magnoliopsida; Ericales; Balsaminaceae
Product: protein RGF1 INDUCIBLE TRANSCRIPTION FACTOR 1-like
Exons: 5
Coding region: 1-828 (275 amino acids)
Molecular function (GO): zinc ion binding
Source: RefSeq, a predicted model, not a curated record